AUGGCCUCGCCGAUUAAGAACGUUGUCCUCAUUGGAGCCGGAGGCAACCUGGGCCCCUCGGUCCUGAAGCAGUUCCUUGCCUCCUCUCUUAACGUCACCAUCCUCAGCCGUCCGGAGUCGAAGUCCACGUUCCCUGCCGGCGUCAAAGUCGUCAAGUCCGACUACACCCCGGACUCCCUGAAAUCCGCCUUCACCAACCAAGACGCCGUCGUCUCGCUCGUCGGCACGCCGGCCUUUGGCGCGCAGCAGACCAUCAUCGACGCCGCCAUCGCCGCGGGCGUCAAGCGCUUCAUCCCGUCCGAGUUCGGCUCCGACACCAGCUCCGCCGAAGUCGUUUCCCUCGUCCCCUUCCUCGGCGGCAAGCGCAAGGUCGUCGAGUACCUGCAGAGCAAGGAAAGCGGCAUCGAAUGGUCUGGCUUCAUCACGGGGCCUUUCUUCGACUGGGGCCUCAAGGUCGGCUUCCUCGGCUUUGAUUUGGCCGGCAAGAAGGCGACGCUGUGGGACGGCGGCGAGGCGCGCUUCGCCGUGUCGAACCUCGAUUUCAUCGGCAAGGGCCUCGUCGCGCUGCUGAGCGACGCCAAGGCGUUCGAGAAGAGCAAGAACAAGUACGUUUACGUUGCUGGCCACGUCGUCUCGCAGAAGGAGGUCCUGGCCAGCUUGGAGAAGGCGACCGGCGCCAAGUGGGACAUCGCGGGUGACAUCUCUGUUGCGGAGCGCGUCAAGGCGACGAAUGAGAAGCUGGCCAAGGGCGACUUCAGCACCGCCACGGACCUGAUCCUCGCGGCGACUUUCGGGAAGGAGAAGCAGCUCGGCCAGUUCCCUGAGUAUUGGAACGAUGUGCUGGGGCUGCCCAAGGUCGAUUUGGACCAGACUGUGAAGGAGGUCGUUGAGGGCAAGAGGCCGUGA
Molecule: messenger RNA, 906 nt
Organism: Lasiodiplodia theobromae
Lineage: Eukaryota; Fungi; Ascomycota; Dothideomycetes; Botryosphaeriales; Botryosphaeriaceae
Exons: 3
Coding region: 1-906 (301 amino acids)
Molecular function (GO): oxidoreductase activity
Source: RefSeq, a predicted model, not a curated record